Messenger RNA from Selaginella moellendorffii, 2127 nucleotides. Its product is annotated as glucan endo-1,3-beta-glucosidase 3. The coding region runs from base 294 to 1793 and encodes 499 amino acids. NCBI's taxonomy places the organism in Eukaryota, Viridiplantae, Streptophyta, Lycopodiopsida, Selaginellales, Selaginellaceae. Gene Ontology annotation, biological process: carbohydrate metabolic process. The record is from RefSeq and is a predicted model, not a curated record. Gene Ontology annotation, molecular function: hydrolase activity, hydrolyzing O-glycosyl compounds. The transcript is spliced from 6 exons. Gene Ontology annotation, cellular component: plasma membrane.
UUAUCCGAGAUGGGGACCGGUUCGAUUCCGGUGCCAUAGUAAAAAAGGAGAAAGUUUUGAGCUCUUGUGGGGCUUUGUUUAUACGCGCGGCGAAGCGAUGGAGAAGAGGGAUCCCUUGUCUCUCACACCGACACGACGCAGCUGAUAAUCAUCCCUUCCGUGCAUUUCAUCGAUCGUUCGCUGCACUGGAUGAAAUCUUGGAGCUCGGCGCCGUGAGCGAGGCAACGCAAGCGCUACGGAUUCUCGGCUCUCUCAUUGCCUCCGGCCAUCGAUCUCCCCGUAAUAUCGCUCCUAUGGUGGCUCCAGGGCAUGGCAGCGCCUUCUUGGCGGCGGCCUUGGCUCUAUUGGCGGCGGCGGCAUCGUCCUCGGGCGCAUUCAUCGGUGUCAACUACGGCUCCCAGGGCGACAAUCUCCCCAGGCCCCAGCAGGCAGUGGAUUUCAUGCGAAACAAUGGCAUCACCCAGGUCCGGAUCUUCGACGCCGACCCGGACAUCCUCACAGCGCUGGCCGGCACAGGCAUCCAGGUGAUCAUCGGGCUCACAAACGCGGAGAUCCUCAGCGUGGGUCACUCGAGCGCCGAGGCGGCGUCCUGGGUGAACAAGAACGUGAUGCAGUUCCUCCCCAACACCAACAUCACCGGGAUCGCAGUGGGCAGCGAGGUCCUCACCGACGGCACCGCCAGCCUCUACGCCUCCAUCCUCGUCGCCACCAUGAAGUACAUCCACGCCGCGCUGGUGGCCGCCAACAUCGACAGCCAGAUCAAAGUCUCGACGCCACACUCCACCGUCCUCAUCCAGGAUCCAUUCCCUCCCUCCCGGGCCUUCUUCGAUCAGACGUAUGCCAAGACGGUGGUGCUGCCACUGCUGGAUUUCCUCUCCCAGACAGGUUCUUAUUUCAUGCUCAAUAUUUAUCCUCUGGCUAUAUACCAGCAGAAUCGACAGGUGAUGUCCAUCGACUAUGCCUUGCUCCGCCCCAACGCUGGCAUCCAGGACACCAUCACCAAGCUCACUUACACCAACGUCUUCGACCAGAUGCUCGACGCUGCGUUUAGCGCCAUGGGGGCGCUAAACCACACAGAUGUGGGCAUCGUCGUGAGCGAGACCGGGUGGCCUUCCAGGGGUGAUGUCACAGAGGUCGGGGUAGGAGUUGACAAUGCGGAAACUUACAACAACAACCUUGUCCGGCACAUCCUCAACAACACUGGGACUCCCAGGAGGCCCGGCAUUGCGGUGAAUGCUUACAUCUACGAGAUCUUCAACGAGGACCGGAGGCAGGGGGCCACUUCCGAGAAGAACUAUGGGAUCUACUAUCCGGACCAGACACCGGUGUAUAGUUUGGACGUUACCGGGAGGGACUCGGGUGGAGCCGGAUCAAACACGUCAGUUAGAACAUGGUGUGUCGCCAAGCAGGGCGUAAGCGACAACAGCCUCCAGGCGGCACUGGACUAUGCGUGCGGCCAAGGCAGUGCGGAUUGCUCCAGCAUCCAGCCAGGCCAGGCGUGUUUCUUCCCGGAUUCGGUCUUUUCUCAUGCAUCCUUCGCUUUCAACAGUUAUUAUCUUAAGAACAAAAUGGCAGCUGGGACCUGUGAUUUUGCCGGAGUUGCGACUGUCACCACAAACGAUCCAAGUAGUGGACAAUGCUCAUUUCCCUCAAGCUUACCACCCACGGUAAAUGCUACCGUUGGAAACCUGACCAGUAGUACCAGUAGCUCGGAGCCGCUACUGGCGAGCUUGGCUCUAUGUUCAGUCGCGACGAUCUUCCCGCUUUUGAUCAAUUCCAGACUGCUCUUCUGAGGAUCCAGCAGUUGCGCGUCUCAAUCAUGUGUGUCAAGGCAAGCAAAGCGCUGGCAAAGCGAAAAGGAAAAGCUAUUCACGAGCACUUUCCACGUUUUGGGAUGUUGUGGAACGGAGAACGAAGUUGUAGAACAAUGGUUGGACUGGAUUUGACUUCUCGGUCGGCUCUUUGGGACGUGCGAAUAAAAAAGAACUUCACAAAGAGGGAGAGCUUCUCAAGAGAGAUGCAGAGGUAAGCAAGCUAGCAGCAAAAGGUGAGAUCUAGGCAGAAGAUUUACUUACUGGACAUCAAAUUGACUCACCCGUAUCUAUCUAUCAUAUAAUUUCGUGCCAA